AAAUAUUUGCCUUUUUGUUACACGCUCAUCAUUUGUUAAUCUGGCGCGAAAUAUAUAUAUUUGCUGUUAACGUUUUGUAAAUAAAUAUUUUAAAGAAUUAUUUGGAGUUCGUCAUGAAUUUUUUAGUUUUGCUGUUUACUAUUUUAGGACAAAGCCUAAGGAUUCAAGCACAAACUUUCUCCUGUGUUCUACCAUCUUUAUGCCAGGAUGGUAGCAUAAUAGAUCCUAGAAUUCUUGCUGUAGGAUCAAGUGCCGCUGGGCCGCCAGCUACUGGAGCUGGUGGACCUCCAGGUGUAGGCGCUUUAGGACCGCCUUCAUCUGGCAUGGCAGCUUCACCAGGAACUGGCGCUCUAGGCCCACCUUCUAAUAAUCCAGGAAACCCUCCGAGCGCGGGAGGUAUGGGACCACCUCCUUCCGGAGGGGGUAGUCCCUCUGGAGCUGGAAUAAAUGCGCCUCCUUCGGGAGGUGGCAAUCCAGGUGUUCCUAAUGUAAGUAUAGUUUCCCCAGCCAGUUGCUCCAGUCCAUAUAUUAGAUGCCAAAAUGUCACGUGUGGAACUCCUUCAGUACAGCCCAGUACUCAGGAUGGAUUUGCAACCCAAAAUGCUUUUCCAUGGCAGGCAUUUCUUAGAAACAACAAUAAUUUAAACUCUAAAAAUGGAUAUGCCGGUGGAGGCGUAUUGCUAGACCAAUAUCAUGUCUUAACAGCUGCACACAAAAUUUCGAAUUUAUCAAGCGUAAGUGUGCUAAUGGGUGUCUAUAGUACUUCAAAUUUAGCUAAUGUACAGACCUCCCAAGUAUCACAAGCUUGGAUCCAUUCCAGUUAUAAUGAACAGUAUCUAAAAAACGAUGUCGCUAUUUUAAGAUUAGCCUCACCUAUUCUUAUUAACAACAACGCUGCUCCAAUUUGUUUACCUGCGGCAGGAAGUAGCUACGUCGGAUCACAAACUUCGGCUUGUAUCGUAUCUGGAUGGGGUCAGACAAGUUUUUCUACGGACGAUGCACCAACUCAAACACUUAAGCAAGUCCAUGUUCCUAUAGUGACAAACACACAAUGUCAAACUUCAUAUACCUCAGUUCUUGGAGCCACUAAUGCAGCCGCCUAUUUAGAUUUUCCAAAUGAAAUUUGCGCUGGAGGACAGGCCCAAUUAGAUGCAUGCACACAAGAUGGUGGUUCUCCUCUGGUCUGCUACUCUUCACAAACCACGUUCAGUUUAGUAGGUUUGGUCCUUUGGGGAAAAAACUGUGGACAAGCUGGAAGAUACGGAGUAUAUCUUAAUGUGCCAAAUUACAUUACUUGGAUUCAGUGCAUGACACAAUGUCUAGAUCAAGGGUCUUCAAAUUGUGCUAGUUGUCAAGCUUAUAAGCGUUUUUAAUUUUUUGCCUAGGUAUUUUAAAGUAUUUAUUGAAAUGUAAAUAAAGCCUAAUUUAACAAUA
Molecule: messenger RNA, 1434 nt
Organism: Anthonomus grandis grandis
Lineage: Eukaryota; Metazoa; Arthropoda; Insecta; Coleoptera; Curculionidae
Product: phenoloxidase-activating factor 2-like
Exons: 6
Coding region: 114-1373 (419 amino acids)
Biological process (GO): proteolysis
Molecular function (GO): serine-type endopeptidase activity
Source: RefSeq, a predicted model, not a curated record